AGUACCUCUAUCAUCUCAAAGCUUCACGAAAUCAGAGAACCAAAUAUCGGCAUUCGCUAGAUUCCGAAACAUCCCUCAUCUCACCCCCACUGAGAUGAAUACUUCGUAUAUUUUUGACAGCUCUGACACCACAGCCGAUGUUGUCCUAGUAUCCUGCGACAACGUUCGCUUUCACACACACAAACUCAUUCUUUCACUUGCCUCGUCUACUUUCCGAGACAUGUUCGCGAUAGCUCAACCGCCGGCCGAUGGAUCCAUUCCUGCAAUCCCGAUGGCCGAAGAUGGUCAGACCGUCGAGAAAAUUCUUCGCUUUUGCUAUCCCACUAAAGAUCCGUCGUUCAAGGACGUACCUGAACUGUACCAUGUGUUGGUAACCAUGACCAGGAAGUACGGUAUGGAGGACGUAGCUCUCAGAAUUCGAACCGAGCUGCGUAGGUUCUGCGAUUCAGGGAAGGAUCCCUUACGGGUGUUUGCGAUUGCCUAUGCUAUGGGAUGGAAGCAGGAGGCCGCUGCCGCUGCUCAGACGGCAAUUCAAAGACCUCUUCUGACACCAGAAGAUGAUGAUAUCUUGGAGCUAGACAUCCUCGGGUCACCACGUAUUAUAUAUCGACUCUUGAAUUUCCACAAACAACGUACGGGCGACGCCUACAAGUUAGCUUACAUCGAUGGGGAUGAAGUUGACUUCGUAUUCAAGAGUAACCCCUUUUGCGAACAUCAUGAUAUUUGUGAACAUGAUGGGGUUGGUCAUUUUUAUUACAACGCCGUUCCGCAGAAAUCAUGGCUCUUCUACUACAUGUCAUCGGUUCAAGAAGCACUUCUUCUCAAACCGACUACCGCGAGUCUCUAUGGCCGUCACGAAUGGGCGAUGCAGCAUGCUCGUAAUAUUGCAGCAGAGUGCUCCGAGUGUGCGAAAUGCGAUCUUCCCGCCCUCUUUGACCGGUAUCUGCCACAAACCUAUGUGAAGCGUAUCGAAGAGGCUUUAAACAAGGUGAGCGUCUAUAUCGUGGCUUUGAGAUGUCUUAAUGAGCUGCAUUUCGAUAGAAAUUCUGUCUGUAGCGCGUGUCAAGGUAGAAAGAUGAAGGAAAUCGACCAGUGCACGCGGACGGAGGUUGGUACUUAUACUUGAACAAAAUACUUAUCUGUAUAACUGUACUCCUAAACAUUGUCGAUAGAAGACGGUUAUUUGUUUGUAAGUUAGUGUGUCCAAGGAAGUCGGGAUGCAGUCGCGGUGGAACCUGCC
Desarmillaria tabescens is the source of this 1240-nucleotide messenger RNA. RefSeq lists its product as uncharacterized. Lineage: Eukaryota; Fungi; Basidiomycota; Agaricomycetes; Agaricales; Physalacriaceae. The record is from RefSeq and is a predicted model, not a curated record. Gene Ontology annotation, molecular function: protein binding. The transcript has 2 exons. Bases 95 to 1126 code for a protein of 343 amino acids.